GCCCGGAGCAAGCGCCAGGUCCAGGCCGCCGCCCUGCCCCCGCUGAUGCCCGUGCUGAACGCCCAGCUGCCCAGCAGCCAGAGGGCAGAGGUGAAUUUUUUGAAGCAGGGCUGCGGGGAGGACAAGAUCUGCCAGAGCAACCUCCAGCUGCGCUACCAGUUCUGCUCCCGCGUGGGCGACGCCGACUUCCUGCCCCUGCCCAGGGGUGCCGAUGGCACGGCUGUCUUCGCCAUGAGCGACCAGAAGGACGUGGCCUUGGAGAUCCAGGUCACCAACCUGCCCUCGGACCCAGCGGCGCCGCAGCGGGACGGGGACGAUGCCCACGAGGCCCUGCUCACGGCCACCUUCCCCGAGGCCCUGCCCUACUCUGGGGUCCGGGCCCAUGACGCGUGGGCCGGGCCCGGCCUGGAGAAGCAGCUGUGCCUGCCCAACCUGAACGCCUCGCAAGUGCAGUGCGAGCUGGGCAACCCCAUGAAGCGCGGAGCUCAGGUGGGGAUCAGCCCCCCAAAUUCCUGACCCC
This is a messenger RNA of Terrapene triunguis (Three-toed box turtle), 520 nucleotides long. RefSeq names its product integrin alpha-7-like. The coding region runs from base 46 to 516 and encodes 156 amino acids. Gene Ontology annotation, biological process: cell-cell adhesion; cell adhesion mediated by integrin; leukocyte migration. Gene Ontology annotation, molecular function: integrin binding. The transcript has 4 exons. Gene Ontology annotation, cellular component: external side of plasma membrane; integrin complex. Lineage: Eukaryota; Metazoa; Chordata; Testudines; Emydidae. The record is from RefSeq and is a predicted model, not a curated record.